AUGCUGCCCGCCCAGAGAAACAAGGUCGACAUCUCGUCGCUCAACGAAGAGGAGCAGAAGCUCUUCCGACUUUACGGCAAGCUUCCCAAGAAGGACCUGCUGCAGAACAGGCUCAAGGAGCGCAAGUACUUUGACUCUGGAGACUAUGCGCUCUCCAAAGCGGGAAAGGCACCGCAGCAGUCGGUCGGUACCGCCAUCCCUAACCCCGAGAUGAUCCCUCACGCCUCGACGGUCACCUCGCCCGGCGCGAACGCGGUUUCGCCUCCCGGCUCGCUUCCUGGUCAGCAAGCCGGUGGCCUGGCCGGUCCCGUCAACGUUCCUGGAGCGGAGCGACUCGCGUCGCGCCCGCAAGUGAGCGCAUUCCCCAUCAGCGGAGCUGGAUCCAGCCCCGCACCGAUGCCGUUCAUCAUCCUUCCCCCAGCGUCUACAGCAGCUUCCUACAGCGUGCACAUCAUCCAUCUCCACUCCGUCUCUACUCUGUCGUCGUCACCCGCCGUAUGCCUCGGACCGCGCCCUCAUUCGCAAGAUUUUUGGAACAACUCGGCAUCCCCCUUCUCUGUAGCUCUGCACGUGCGCGCCGGGCCACGGCAGCAGACGCCAGGGUCGCUCGUCGCUCACAUUGGACAGCACCGCUGCCAUGUACAGCAGGGCCAGUCGAUGGCAGGCACGCGAGCUUUUGCGUUCCAAACUUCGCUCGUCUCGGUGCUCUCUCCAUGGUCGUGUCGAAAAUGGACGACGCCUUGCCCGAGUCAUUUGCAUCUUGGUAGCGAGCGUGGCUCCGGGAAGGCGCUCCACAGGCUGGGCGGAAGGCGCAGCAAUAUGCUCUCAGCAUCGCGCUUUCCCUUUGCCUUUGAAGACCCCGAGGUUGCGCGCCAUGAUGCCAGUAGGCGACCGCGCGUCUUGGUCUCGUUCGACGCAACAGAGCAUUGGUAG
Moesziomyces aphidis is the source of this 933-nucleotide messenger RNA. Lineage: Eukaryota; Fungi; Basidiomycota; Ustilaginomycetes; Ustilaginales; Ustilaginaceae. The record is from the annotation of a GenBank genome assembly.